Lycium ferocissimum is the source of this 3098-nucleotide messenger RNA. RefSeq names its product glutamate receptor 3.4-like. Gene Ontology annotation, cellular component: plasma membrane. The record is from RefSeq and is a predicted model, not a curated record. Gene Ontology annotation, molecular function: ligand-gated monoatomic ion channel activity; G protein-coupled receptor activity. NCBI's taxonomy places the organism in Eukaryota, Viridiplantae, Streptophyta, Magnoliopsida, Solanales, Solanaceae. The coding region runs from base 55 to 2862 and encodes 935 amino acids. Gene Ontology annotation, biological process: G protein-coupled receptor signaling pathway. The transcript is spliced from 6 exons.
AAACACAAAUACAAACUUUGCAAGCUACUCUGUUUUGUCGAACCCAUAGGCGCGAUGGAGGACCUAGUGAAGAGGAGAGCAUUUUUUUUGUUGGUUUCAUGUAUAUGGUUGCGUAUGUUAGUUCUUGGUGGGACUGGGAAUGCCACUGUCUCUUCUUUGUCUGGGCCAAGAGAGGUGAACUUUGGAGCUUUAUUUACAGCUAAUUCAGUUAUUGGAAGGUCUGUAAUGCCAGCAGUACUAGCUGCAGUUGAUGAUGUUAAUGCUGAUUCUACCGUGCUCAAUGGGACCAAAUUGAACGUCAUAGUACAGGAUACAAAUUGCAGUGGAUUCAUUGGCACUAUUGAUGCUUUGCAGUUGAUGGAGAAAGAAGUAGUUGCUGCAGUGGGUCCACAAUCCUCAGGAAUAGCACAUGUCAUUUCUCAUCUAGUGAAUGAGCUUCGUGUCCCCCUUUUGUCUUUUGCAACUGAUCCUACUCUUUCCUCUCUGCAGUACCCAUAUUUUCUUAGAACUGUCACAAAUGAUUACUUCCAGAUGUAUGCUAUUGCUGAUCUGGUUGAUUAUUAUGGGUGGAAGGAGGUUAUAGCCAUAUUUGUUGAUGAUGACAAUGGUAGAAAUGGGAUAUCUGUGUUGGGUGAUGCCCUUGCAAAGAAGCGGGCCAAGAUUUCUUACAAAGCAGCCUUUCCUCCUGGAGCUAAUACAAGUGAUAUCGAUGACUUGUUAGUCAAUGUGAACCUUAUGGAGACACGAGUUUAUAUCGUUCAUGUAAAUCCGGAUACUGGACGAUCCAUUUUUUCAAAGGCAAAAAAUUUGGGAAUGAUGAGCAGUGGCUAUGUUUGGAUUGCUACUGAUUGGCUUCCAUCUGUUUUGGAUUCAUCAAAUUCAGUUAAUAAAGAUACUAUGGACCUAAUACAAGGGGUUGUCGCGCUUCGCCAUCACACUCCAGAUUCUGAUAACAAAAAGGCAUUUGCAUCUCGAUGGAAAAAUUUGAAGGGUAAAAAAACUUCAAGUUUUAAUUCUUAUGCACUCUAUGCUUAUGAUACAGUUUGGUUAGUUGCCCGUGCUCUUGACCUUUUCUUCAAGGAUGGUGGAAAUGUCACUUUCUCUGAUGACCCCAGUUUGCGUGAUACCAGUGGAAACUCUCUGAAUUUGUCAUCUCUCCGAGUUUUUGACCAAGGACAGAAAUUACUCCAGAUACUUGCUGGCAUGAACUUCACUGGUCUAACUGGUCAGAUUCAGUUUGAUCCUGAGAAGAAUUUGAUUCUUCCAGCAUAUGAUGUUCUUAACGUAGUUGGAACUGGAUUACGCACGAUAGGUUACUGGUCAAACUAUUCUGGUCUCUCUGUUAUAACUCCAGAGAUUUUAUACACAAAGCCUGCGAACACUUCAACCAGUAACCAACAUUUAUAUAAUGCUAUAUGGCCAGGAGAAACUAUAAAACGACCUCGAGGAUGGGUUUUUCCUAAUAAUGGCAAACCGCUGCGAAUUGCUGUUCCUUUCCGUGUUACUUUUGAAGAGUUUGUGAAGAAAGACAAAGGACCUUCCGGGGUGAAAGGAUAUUGCAUUGAUGUGUUUGAGGCUGCAAUAGAUUUGUUGGCUUACCCUGUCCCUCAUGUCUACAUUUUAUAUGGAAAUGGAAAAAGAAACCCCUCGUUCAACAGCAUAGUGGAUGAUGUUGCACAAAAUAAAUAUGAUGCAGCUGUUGGGGAUGUUUCAAUUACGACAAACCGCACUAGGUUUGUGGACUUCACACAGCCUUAUAUGGAAUCUGGACUCGUUGUAGUUGCUCCUGUCAAAGAGAUCAAAUCCAGUCCAUGGGCUUUCCUUAGACCAUUUACAGUCCAAAUGUGGUGUGUAACUGGGGCAUUCUUCCUCUUUGUUGGAUUUGUUGUUUGGAUUCUUGAGCAUCGGAUGAAUCCUGAAUUCCGUGGUCCACCGAGGCAACAACUUGUUACAGUGUUCUGGUUUAGUUUCUCAACCAUGUUUUUUGCACAUAGACAGAACACGUUGAGCACGUUGGGUCGCUGUGUACUGAUAUUCUGGCUCUUUGUGGUUUUAAUUAUCAAUUCAAGCUAUACAGCUAGCUUGACAUCUAUCCUUACAGUACAAAAGCUUUCUUCGGGGAUUAAAGGAAUCGACAGUUUAAUUUCAAGCCCUGAUCCUAUAGGAGUCCAGGAUGGGUCAUUUGCAUACAAUUAUCUCAUCGAGGAGCUACAUGUUCCAAAGUCACGUCUUCGAAUAAUAAAAAGUGAAGAUGAAUAUGUCAGUUCCCUUCAGAAUGGUCCACAAGGUGGAGGUGUUGCUGCCAUUGUGGACGAGCUCCCUUAUGUUGAGCUGUUUUUGUCUAAUAACAAAUGCAUAUUCAGGACUGUGGGGCAGGAGUUCACUAAGAGCGGAUGGGGAUUCGCAUUUCAAAGAGACUCUCCUCUAGCUGUUGAUCUAUCGACUGCGAUUCUUCAACUGUCAGAAAAUGGCGAAUUGCAACGGAUCCAUGACAAAUGGCUACCGACCAAUGGAUGCUCUUCACAAAACAAUCAAGUUGAUGACACUCGGCUUUCCCUUAAGAGCUUCUGGGGUCUAUAUGUGAUCUGUGGUGGUGCUUGUGCAGUUGCACUUAUAGUGUUUUUCUGCAGAGUUUACUUUCAAUUCCUCAGAUAUGCCCCCGAGAUAGAGGAACCGGAGAUCAGUGAACCUGAAUCUGCAAGGUCUAGUAGGCGUACAUUCGGGUCACGUAGCUUCAAGGACUUGAUUGGCUUUGUUGAUAAAAGAGAAGCUGAGAUCAAAGAGAUACUCAAGCGUAAGAACAGUGACAACAAGAAACAGAUGAGUUACAACUCAGAUGUACAACCGAGUUCCCCUGCUUAAUAUGUUCUUGGGUUGGUGUUCUUUCCCUUAUACAUAAAUGAUAUAUACAAUUCCUUUUUAUAAGUGCCUUAUUUUGACAUAAAAAGGCUAGGUAGAUUAGAAUGAAAAUGUCUUUUUAAGCUAUUUAGUAGGAAAAAAUUAAAAUAGAUGAAAAAACAUGGAUAUAUUUUGUAUAAAUGUACGUUAUAGAGGGACAAUUUAUUUAAAGUUUAAUCAAACUAUCUUCCUUCUCUGGG